Molecule: messenger RNA, 264 nt
Organism: Camelina sativa (false flax)
Lineage: Eukaryota; Viridiplantae; Streptophyta; Magnoliopsida; Brassicales; Brassicaceae
Source: RefSeq, a predicted model, not a curated record
AUGGCAUUUAGAUCUGUGGCUAUAGAAGAGAUAGCUGUUGCUGGGAACGGAGGAGAAGCUCCUGGAGGUAUAGUUACUUGCUUCAUGCUGGUAGCUUUACGAUUCUGCAACAAGUUACAAUGCUUUUAUAAAGAGGGAUAUCUAACGGGGAAUGGUUAUAACCAAACUAGACGCCUCUGUGCCAUUUGUUUUAAUGCUCCAAGAGAAUGCAUUUUCUUCCCAUGUGGCCAUUGUGUCUCCUGUUAUGAAUGCGGAACAAAGUAA